This is a messenger RNA of Arachis duranensis, 3016 nucleotides long. RefSeq names its product protein ANTI-SILENCING 1. Gene Ontology annotation, molecular function: chromatin binding; RNA binding. The transcript is spliced from 13 exons. The coding region runs from base 239 to 2476 and encodes 745 amino acids. The record is from RefSeq and is a predicted model, not a curated record. NCBI's taxonomy places the organism in Eukaryota, Viridiplantae, Streptophyta, Magnoliopsida, Fabales, Fabaceae.
CACUCUAUUUAUACCAGUCGAACAUUGCAAAUUGCGAUUGUCUGUUGUUUCUUGCUAAUCCAAUUAGGGUUUUGCGAUCCUGCAAUUCGCCCUUCCCCCACCGCAACUUCACCGUCGGCGAGAAACAAAGCUCGCAGUCUCGGUUUACAGCACCAUCGGAGAACUUCUGCACACUCCUAAUGUCUCGAAUCCUCUAAAAUCAAAAAGAUUUGGAAUUUUUUCGGUGAGUAAAAACCCCAUGGCCGCUGAAGAGCCUAGCAAAUUAGAUGAUCCUGAAUUUAAGUGGGGAAAAAAGAAGGGUGUUGGUGGUAAGAAGAAGGAUGUACAAUUUUACUCGUCUUUUACCUAUGAUGGUGUAGAAUACACACUGUAUGACUCUGUGUAUCUCUACAAGGAGGGUGAACCUGAGCCUUACAUCGGGAAGCUUAUUAAGAUAUGGGAAACCGCUGAUAAGGCAAAGAAAGUGAAGGUUCUGUGGUAUUUCCGUCCGGGUGAGAUUCGGAACUUUCUCGAAGGAUGCGAGGUUCGCGGGAACGAGCUGUUCUUGGCGUGUGGUGAUGGAGUAGGGCUUGCAAAUCUAAAUCCACUGGAAGCUAUUGUUGGCAAAUGCAAUGUUCUUUGCAUUUUGAAGGAUAGUAGGAAUCCACAGCCAUCAAAUGAAGAACUACAUCUGGCUGAAUUUGUAUUCUAUCGAUUCUUUGAUGUAGGGCAGAGAAAAGUAUUGGAUAAGAUAGAUGAUAUGAUUGCUGGAGUUGAAGUUAAACAUAUUUUUAACAAUUUAGAUAGACAAAAGCCUAUUGGUAAUGCAAAACUUGGGUUAGACAAGCCAGGAAUUAGUGGGAACAUUCUGAAUGAUAAAUCAAAUGACAAGUCUUUGAACACAUUCGCUAGGGAAAAUGAUGUUCCCAAGCCUUUGUUGGGCGGAAAAUCUAACCCGUUUAUAAAGGAAGAAAAUGAUACUAAUGAGGCUUUCCAAACGAUUGCUAAUGACGAGAUCAAGCCAAAACCUAAUGUUCAAGAAAAGCAAAACUCAUCACUUGAAAUAUGGGACAAUUCAACUGGUGGCGUCAUCUUAGGGGAAGAAGCUAAGACGAUCUCAAUUGAGAAAAUGAUUCCAAGGGCAAAGGUUGAUUUAGAAAAGGGUGCAUCGAAGCUUGUUAAGGGUAUUAAUGGACAAUCUAAGACGGAAUUGGCGGAGGAUGUUGCUCCCCGAAAUGGAAAAAACGAUGUCUCGGGCGAAGUUUCAAAAACGAAGAUGGAGGAUAAUGUGCCAAAUGGCAAUGAUGUGAAUAUAGCUUUGACUUCUUCGAAGGAGAAAUAUAGACUACAACGAGCAAAGGAUUGUUGUGAUGUUGAGGAUGGCCCUUCCAAGAAGUUAAAGAUAGAUGCUAAACUCGCAAAGCCAGAUAGUGACAAGUUUGGUAAAGAAUCUCCUGGAAUUACUCCAACGGUGGAAGCCAAUCUAGAUCACUAUGCAACAAAAGUGAUUCGAAGACCCAAUAUUAAUGAUGAGCCUCGCAAGAAGUUAAAGAUAAAUGAGAAAAACUCAAAAACCUCCAACGACAAGUUUCAAAAAGAAUCUCCUAGAGUUACUCCAACUGUGGAACCCAAUGUAGAUUGCCAUGCAGAAGAAGUGAAUCAAAGGCCUUAUGUUGAGGAUGGCCCUUCCAAGAAGUUAAAGACAACUGAGAAACUCCCAAAACCCCCAAGUGACAAGUUUCAAAACGAAUCUCCCGGAGUUACUCCAAGGCCUUAUGUUGAGGAUGGCCCUUCCAAGAAGUUAAAGACAACUGAGAAACUCUCAAAACCCCUAGGCGACAAGUUUCGAAAGGAAUCUCCCAGAGUUUCUCCAUUUGAGGAACCCAAGUUGGAUUGCAAUGUAGCAGAAGUGACUAGAAGACCCGAUGUUGAUAGGAGCAAGUGGUUUAAGGAAAUUCCUUGGGAAGAAAGAAUGAAAACUGCUCAUGAACGAGGAAAACUUGUGCUACUUGAAAAUUUGGAUCCAUCUUUAACAUCAGAACAAGUACAGGAUAUCAUUUUUCAAGGCUUUAAAGAAAGUUGCACUGCACACAUGAUCCAGAAAACAGCGUGUGCUAGCCCUCAUUCUGGUCAAGCUUUUGUUAUAUUUAAAAAAAAGGAAACAGCAGAUAUGGUUGUUAAAAAAUUACAGGAGGAUUCUCUAUUAAUGUCAAAUGGCUGCCCACUUGUUGGAAGCAUUGGACGUCCUUGCUUUCCAGGGAAGAAGCCAGCAUUUUAUGGUCAUUAUUUUCUAGAUCAAAGUCGAAUGCUGCAACAACGUGAAAUGAAAAAUGCUGUAUCUACUUCACAUUGCUCACAGCCCAACAAUAUUGAAUAUGAUAUGGCUAUGGAUUGGUGCUUACUACAAAAAAGAGCAGAAAAAGCAUGGUCAAGAUUAUAUCAGCGUCAAGGUGAUGAAUUGAGGAAGCUCAAAGCCAAGCUGAAAACUAAAAUCUAAAUGUCCUGGAAUAUUUUUUGGUUUUUUCUGGUUUGCGGAGUAUCCCAACAAGGAUGAGAGCAUUUCAUUCAGCAACGAAAUUAUUUUGUUAGAUCUUAAAUUAUGGUCUCAAGAUCUUAUGGAAUCAAUCAUUUUUGGCAUCUGAAACAGCUUCGUUGAGGCAGUGGCAUGCAGUUCAGCAGUUGUGAAUAUUAUUUUCUUGGAGUUUGGCUCCGGAACCAAGUCAAUGAACAGUUGUUCCACCUUCUAUUGCGACUCCAAGCAAGCUGUUAAAAGAUUUUUUGCAAGUUUAGAUCGUCUGAAGUAAGGAAAUUUAAGUUUUUUAAGUUAUCAAGUGAGGGGAUAAUACUAUCGGAUUGAUAACAUACCAUCAUAAAUGGAUCUCUCACCAAAUGAUUCGUUAGUUAUCCCUUUAUAAAUAGCUAGGGUUUAGUUCAGUUAUAAUCUGUCAAUUUUCCUGUGUUCUCUCACUUGUCAUCUGUGUGUAAAUUUGGCAUUUAUAUUUGAAGAUACAAACUGUUGGCAUUUUGCCAGUUAAUU